This is a messenger RNA of Theobroma umbraticum, 3493 nucleotides long. Its product is annotated as ion channel CASTOR-like. Gene Ontology annotation, biological process: monoatomic ion transport. NCBI's taxonomy places the organism in Eukaryota, Viridiplantae, Streptophyta, Magnoliopsida, Malvales, Malvaceae. The record is from RefSeq and is a predicted model, not a curated record.
AUGUCCCUUGAUUCAGAAUCCUCUCCUUCCUCCAGCAGGGACUGGUUCUUCCCUUCCCCUUCCUUCAUCCACUCCACUUCCCACCCUUCACAAUCCCCAAAUUACCCCCGAAGGUGGACCACAAUCCCCAGGCAUUCCCGCCCUUGUCCUCCUGAUUGGAAGCCUUCUAAAACGUCGACGUUUCGAAGCGUUUCGUCGUCCGAUUCCGCCCCCUAUGGAGACCGAAAGUACAGUCGGCUUCGCCACAGAGUCGACUUCACUCGUAGGAGCGAGAAAUCGCCGAAACAAGAAGAAGACGGCGCCGUUUUGGAGCAGAAAAGGGACGUUUCUAAUGCCGGUUCGGGUGGAAAACAAAACGUUUUGAGUGACAACACGGCGUCCGGUGAAAUGGGUAUCUGGAUUGCCGGUCAACGGGUCAAAGUCCGGUGGCAGAUGGCGUUUUCUAUAGCUAUUUUAAUCACAGCUUUUGGUUCUUUGGUGCACAAGAAUUUCUCUUUACAUAACCGACUCAUCGAAUUGCAGGACCAAAUUUCGAAUCUGAAUAUCAGAUUACAAGCUUGCAAUUUGUUGGACUUUGUAGAUACCGAUACCAUGUUGCAAGAGAGUGAUCAUCUUUCAAGUAAAGGCUUAAAGAUUCUAGCUCUGAUUGUCUCACUCGUGCUGUUAUCCUUACCUAUUUUUAUUUUCAAGUAUAUUGACUAUGUAUCUAAGUUGAGAUCCUCAGAAAACUCUUCUGAAAAGGUUUCUCUUAAUAAGCAACUUGAAUAUUGGGUAGAUGUCUUUUUAUCAGUUCAUCCAUAUGCUAAGCCAGUUGCUUUGUUGGUUGCUACUCUAAUGCUUAUUUGUCUCGGAGGUUUGGCACUAUUUGGUGUCACUCAUGAUAGCCUAGCAGAUUGCCUUUGGUUAUCUUGGACUUUUGUUGCCGAUUCAGGUAACCAUGCCAACUCUGAAGGUAUCGGUCCCAGAUUAGUUUCUGUUUCUAUCAGCUUUGGUGGCAUGCUUAUUUUUGCAAUGAUGCUCGGGCUUGUUUCUGAUGCAAUUUCUGAGAAGUUUGAUUCAUUGAGGAAAGGAAGAAGUGAGGUUGUUGAGCAAAACCACACUCUGAUUCUUGGAUGGAGUGAUAAAUUGGGUUCAUUGCUCAACCAACUUGCCAUAGCUAAUGCGAGUUUGGGUGGAGGGAUUGUCGUAGUGAUGGCUGAGCGGGACAAGGAGGAGAUGGAGCUUGAUAUUGCUAAAAUGGAGUUUGAUUUCAGAGGGACAUCUGUGAUAUGCAGAAGCGGGAGCCCUCUGAUUCUGGCUGACCUUAAAAAAGUAUCUGUAUCCAAGGCCCGUUCAAUUAUUGUCCUUGCUGAAGAUGGAAAUGCGGACCAGAGUGAUGCUCGUGCUUUGAGAACAGUCUUAAGUUUGACAGGAGUAAAGGAAGGGCUAAGAGGGCAUAUUGUGGUGGAACUAAGUGAUCUUGACAACGAGGUUCUUGUUAAACUUGUUGGUGGAGAACUUGUUGAGACUGUUGUAGCUCAUGAUGUUAUUGGGCGCUUAAUGAUUCAAUGUGCACGGCAGCCAGGACUUGCACAGAUAUGGGAAGAUAUCCUUGGCUUUGAAAAUUGUGAGUUCUACAUAAAAAGAUGGCCUCAGUUGGAUGGUAUGCAAUUUGAGGAUGUAUUGAUCAGUUUUCCUGAUGCUAUUCCUUGUGGAGUCAAGGUUGCUUCCCAUGGGGGUAAAGUUAUCCUGAAUCCUGAUGACUCAUAUGUUCUACAAGAAGGCGACGAAGUCCUUGUUAUAGCAGAAGAUGAUGACACCUAUGCUCCGGCCACAUUACCUAUGGUAUGGAGAGGAAAUUUACCCGGAGACUUUAUUGUCCCAAAGUCGACAGAAAAAAUACUUCUUUGUGGUUGGCGACGGGAUAUAGAAGACAUGAUUAUGGUUUUGGAUGCCUUCCUAGCUCCUGGGUCAGAACUCUGGAUGUUCAAUGAAGUUCUUGAAAAUGAGAGGGAAAAGAAGCUUAGUGAUGGUGGUCUGGACCUCACAAGAUUGGUAAAUAUAACACUGGUUAAUCGUGAAGGGAAUGCAGUUAUACGACGUCACCUAGAAAGUCUUCCCUUGGAAUCUUUUGAUUCAAUCCUAAUUCUGGCUGAUGAAUCUGUGGAAGAUUCAGCCAUUCAAGCUGAUUCCAGAUCUCUUGCCACAUUACUAUUGAUUCGUGAUAUUCAGGCCAAGCGUCUUCCGUAUAGAGAAGCUAUGGUAACACGCGGUCACAGAGGAAGUUUCUCACAAGGUUCCUGGAUCGGGGAGAUGCAGCAAGCUUCAGAUAGAUCAGUAAUAAUCAGUGAAAUUCUGGAUCCACGGACUAAAAAUUUAUUAUCUGCGUCAAAGAUUAGUGAUUAUGUUUUAUCAAAUGAGCUAGUCAGUAUGGCAUUAGCUAUGGUCGCAGAGGAUCGGCAAAUAAAUGAUGUACUAGAAGAGCUCUUUGCAGAAGAGGGAAAUGAGCUGCAUAUUAGGUAUGCAGAUCUUUACCUUCAUGAAGGUGAAGAAUUGAGUUUCUAUGAAAUAAUUUUACGAGCUCGGCAGAGGCGAGAGAUUGUUAUAGGUUAUCGUUUAGCAAAUGCAGAGAGAGCUGUUAUCAAUCCACCAGCCAAAGGUGACAGAAGAACGUGGUCAGUGAAGGAUGUGUUUGUGGUGAUCACAGAGAAGGAAUGAGUUUGUUCCUUUUUAUGCUUCAAGAGGACAUCCUUGACACCGAAAAUGGCUGAAGAUGUUCUCAGUGCUGUUAAGUAGAGUUGUAUCGAGUGAUUUCAAUUACCAAAGAACAGAUCAACCUCGCAUGGGGUUUCAAGGAGGAGCUAGAAAAGCUUGGUGGCUUACUAGCUACAAUUAUAUAUAGCUUUCUUGCAAGAUGCAGAGGAAAGGCAAACAAAGGAUAACUCAGUGGAGCUUUGGCUGGAAAAGCUCAAAGGUGUUUGCUUAUGAGGCCGAUGAUGUGCUUGAUGAGUUCCAUUUCAAGAUGGCUAAAAAAACUUAAAAGGACAUCCAUAAAUCCUUGGAUUACCCUAACCCAACAAAUUGGCCAAUCCUUGCAUGAGCUAGCUAUAGGCAUAACUCCUGACUUUGGAGGAUCAAAUGAAGAGACAAGUCUCCUUUCUAGAUGACUCAAACGUGGAAGGGAAAAUGGCGUUUCAAAACUACUUCUCUCUGCUAUGCCGCUGUACCUGUAGUAGGUAUGGCAGACCUUGGAAAAACAAGUAUACAAUGAUGUGGAAGUAACAAGGCAGUUUGAUGUAACAUUAUUGGGUGUGUGUGUCUGCUAAGUUUGAUGCCAAAAGGAUUUAAAAACAGAUCCUUUGAUCAUUUUAUUGGUGAGCAAAUCUCAAUACUUGAAAACAAGAUUGCUUUAGUUGAGAAACUUUUGAAGGGAAACACUAUCUUCUUGUACUUGAUGGUGUGUGGAAUGGUUGACCAAUAGGACGACGACCUAAAGCUUUGUUUGUCUGGAGUU